Coffea arabica (coffee) is the source of this 1014-nucleotide messenger RNA. RefSeq lists its product as uncharacterized. NCBI's taxonomy places the organism in Eukaryota, Viridiplantae, Streptophyta, Magnoliopsida, Gentianales, Rubiaceae. The record is from RefSeq and is a predicted model, not a curated record.
CUCGCCGUAGCUUUCUCAACCGCCACCCGUAUCAUUCAAACCCACUUCAGAGCCUUUCUGGUACGCAGAUCAAAAACCCUCCGGCAACUCAAGGACCUUGCUUCCAUCAAGUCAACUGUCAACACUCUCAAAUCUUCCGUCUCAAAGAAUCCUCACUUAGAUCCUCAACUUCUGUUUCGCAAAACCUUAGGAUUGUUGUUCAAACUCGAUUCCAUUCAGGGUGGCGAUCCAAUGAUUAGAGGUGGUAAAAAAUCAAUUAGCCGAGAAUUAACUGGCUUCUUGGAUUUAAUUGAUGGGGUUACCGUGAAAAAGUCUGAGAUAUCAGCUAAACUAGUUACAAAGAAUGCCCCUAGGAAAUGUGGGGUUUUGCAUAAUGAGCAUAAAAGUGGCACCUUUGCUUGUCGUAAUUUGGAGAAGAAUAAGAGAUUGGAGGAUUUAGUUGGCCGGAUUGAUGCAUUGUCUACUAAAGUUCCUAUUGGUCAUAACGCGGAAGAUGAGGAGGAUCUUGAAAUCCCUGGCAUUUCACGGAACAGAACUGCCCGUUCAGGCCACCCAAGUGAUGGAUUAGGAGCUAAAGUGAAUAAGAGCGUGAGCUUUGUGGAGAAUGGUAAGGUGUACAGGAUUCACAGAAAAGGGUUUGAACCAGUUUCAGUUGGGGACUGUGAUAGUAGUGGUGAUGAAAGUUAUUCACUUGGUGCUGAGGGUGAAUUGAAGGAUGACAUUCCAAGAAAGGCUGAAGAAGUUGGGGGGAUUUUGUAGAAAUGGAGGAAAGAAGAAGGAGUUCUUCCCUUUUUGCUUAGAAGAUGCGGACAAAAAUGCCCUUUAAAGAAGUACACUGGUAUUCGUGUGAAUUGGCCUUUCGGUUGCAAAACCGGAGAAAUUGGCUAAUUGGCCUUUCGGUUGCAAAAUCGGAGAAAUUGGCUAAAGGGUGACAUGUGCCCAAUUUUACAAGUUCAAGGGUUUAAAGCCAGCAAAAAAUAGAUGAGGAGCUUAUUUUUAUCUGGACAAAGAGUU